Messenger RNA from Salvelinus fontinalis (brook trout), 2726 nucleotides. RefSeq names its product dual specificity protein phosphatase 14-like. Gene Ontology annotation, biological process: protein dephosphorylation. The coding region runs from base 688 to 1320 and encodes 210 amino acids. NCBI's taxonomy places the organism in Eukaryota, Metazoa, Chordata, Actinopteri, Salmoniformes, Salmonidae. Gene Ontology annotation, cellular component: cytoplasm. Gene Ontology annotation, molecular function: MAP kinase tyrosine/serine/threonine phosphatase activity. The record is from RefSeq and is a predicted model, not a curated record. The transcript has 2 exons.
GUCAUUUGCCCCAUCUCAAUGAAGACAUUUCUGAUGGAAAAAUUGAUGUUUUUGCAAUAGACAAGAAUAACAUUUCAGCAUUAUGCCCACAACCAAAGCAUGUAUUUCAGUGGUCCAAACUCAACGUUUCCUUACUGUAGCCUAAUUCACAAUCAUGCCUCCGAGUCCGAGAUCAGUUUGGGAGUGUAAACCUCUCUUUCUAGCUGUCUGACAGCUUCUUCUACUGCGUUGUUUAGAGGGGAGGCGCUUCAAUCUACCACCUAGGUUUUUGCUUCAGUAUCGAAUGUUUUCCUGCGCGACACCGUUGCUGCGCGACACCGUUGGAGAGCUGGCGGAAAAAAUUUCAUUCGCAUGGAGUUCUCUCUUUGCUCACUUUGACAUUUUAGUGAUAUUGUUACAUAAUUAUUCAUUAAUAUUCUAUUUUAUUUCCCACAAGGCUACGACUGUGUGAAUUCUCUGCUUUACCUAAUGUUCAGAGUUUUAAUCAUCUGCAACCGCAUGCCUGGAGUGGUGUGUUAGCAACGCGCUUGGAAAAUCACCGCCUCAGGCAAAGUAAAGUGGUUUGGUGAAUCUCCUGCUGUCUGAUUCUGCUGUUCCAACAUGACCUCAGGCUGCUGAAGACAUUUCUGUUAUUCAUCCUCCUGCUCUCUCUGUACCACUCUCCUGUCACUCUUACUCUAUUCUCCAAUGGGUUCUCGCAGUCAAGGCAGCUUUUUCCACCACCACCACCACCACCACAGCUCGGUGGUGCCUACGGCCGUGCCAAGGCUUCUCACAGAGAACAGCAGUCUGCUAGGGGGCAUCGCCCAGAUCACCCCCAACCUCUUCCUGAGCCGGGGCAAUGUGGCGUCCAACCGCAGCCUACUGCUGUCCAAGGGCAUCACCUGCGUGGUCAACGCCACUAUCGAGCUGCCCAACUUCAACUGGCCCCACGUGGAGUAUGUAAAGGUACCACUGGCGGACAUGCCCCACUCCCCCCUCUCCCUGUACUUUGACAGCAUAGCUGAUAAGAUCCACAGUGUGGGGAGAAAGCGGGGGGCCGUGCUGGUGCAUUGUGCUGCAGGGGUGAGCCGCUCAGCCUCCCUGUGCCUGGCCUACCUGAUGAAGUACCACCGUGUUUCUCUGGCCGAGGCCCACGCUUGGGUCAAGUCCCGCCGGCCAGUCAUCCGGCCCAACGGGGGAUUCUGGCGUCAGCUCAUCGACUACGAGAGGAAGCUGUUUGGCAGGAACUCUGUGAAAAUGGUACAGACACCCUACGGGCUGAUACCUGACGUCUACGAGCGGGAGCGCAGGAAUCUGGCACCCUACUGGGGCCUGUAGAGGAGGGCUGGGGCCUCGCCAAUUGGGAGGGAAGGAGACGGAGAUUAGAGUGAGCAGGGCGGAUGACCGACUCUGUUGCAUCCCAGUCCUUCUCCCCUCCAGUCCUCCAGGGCUGCCAGCUCAUGCAUGUUCCCCCAGCCAGAGAUGCAGAGUGAUAUGAAGCGUGUGACUGUCUGUCUAUGUGAAGCUUAAUUAAUUGGGAUGGAGGGAGUCUUAGUAAUCAGUCACUACACUGCAGACUGGUUACUGGUGGGUGAUGCUACACUACACUGCAUCAACCCCCGUCUGUCUGUCUCUGAGAGGGAGCAAGUCUAGAAUCCUCAGGACCAAAGCAGUAACAGAACCACGACCAAGCCAGACCCCAGAUCAGCUGAAAUGGCCAGACCCAGACUGUGACUUUGGAGUCUAGCUUGACUCCCCAGACUCCAAAGAACAGGAGCAUUCUGGGAAGGUGUAGGUGGUGCUUUAGACUCAGCAAUUCUGACAGGCAGCGGUGUGACUCACUGAAGUCCAGUCCCGACGUAAAGUCAUGUGAUAGUUUUGUGCCAGUUUUGCUGUUGUCUUUAAUGUGAGAACUAGCAGCAGUCCUGUUCUCAGUUUAAAACUGUACAGAAAUGUUUUGACAAAUUGAAUUAUGCUCUUGGGAGAUAUUUGAAAUCAAGAAAAGAAAAUAUAUGGUGCCCAAUGAAUAUUUAAAGCUGUUAGUGUAUACACAUUUUUAAUCAAGACAUCUAAGGUUUAGUGUGUACACUUAAAGGUCCCUAUUUACUAUGGGGAUGAUAUUGCAGAAUAUACUGUACUGGUACUAAUAUUGUACAAUAUUAUGCUGUUUUAGAAUGUCACCACCCUUUGUUAAGAGGAAGACAGUACUGUGUUAGGGGCUUGGGAGAAACACUUUCUAUUUCCCUCUUUUUGCCAGAUAUUGAUGUUUAAGUGAAAAGAGGUUCUAGAAAGAAUACAACCAGAUAGUCCUGGGCUUAACUGGUGUACUGUCAUUGAUAAACCUUUCUCUUUUUUGGGGUUUGGAAGAAGUCUAUACUCUAUACACGCAAAGCUUUUAAAUAAAAUACUAAUAUUACUGUAGCAAGUGAACAAUGCCCUUGUCACAGGCGUAACCAGAAAGCAGCGUUUACAUGAAUUUAGUGCUCUAUUCAAUCUAUCACUGAAGCGUUACAGAUUGUGCAAUAGAAAUAUAAAGGUAAUUUCCGAUUAUGCAGCGUUUACCGUGAAUGCAGUCUCUGCGAACAUUGCCUUAAAAUUUGUAUUACGCUGUAACUCUGAAAUUCCGCGAUACGGAUUGAAUAGAGCCCUUAGUUUCAUACCCUAAGGCAUUGAAUGAUUAACAAGCUAAUGUAACUGUUUGUGUUCGAAAUUUAUGACAAAAUGAAAUAAAUUACUGAUAUGCA